AUGAAGACCAACGUUCUCGCCUACACCUUCCUUGUCGGAGCUGCCUUCGCUCAGGGUGAUGUUCCCACCACCCUCCAGACUGCUAUUCGUCCUUCUGGCAGCGGCCGCCCCGGGUUCCCCCCUGGGUUUCCGUCUGGACGCCCCGGCUUCCCAUCUGGCUUUCCCUCCGGCCUCCCUUCUGCCGGCUUCGGUGGCCCGGCUCCGAGCGGGCCUCCCCCUUCUGGGUUGCCCAGCGGGUUCCCCACUCCGAGUGAUGCCCCUGAGGGCGGACUAGAUCGUCGCCAGUUCUCUGGGUUUCCCACUGGACCUCCUGGCUCCCGACCAACGGGAUCUCAUGGGGGCCAUCACUCCGGUCGUCCCAUUGGAACCCCAACAGGAUUCCCCUCGUUCCCCACUGGCAGCGGCUUCCCGUCUCCCUCGGGUGUGGCCAACGGCUUUGUAGCUGGUCAGGAUCGGGCCUCCGGCUUUCCCUCUGGCUUCCCCACCGACUUCCCUUCUGGUUUCCCUACCGACUUCCCCUCUGGCUUCCCUACAGGCCUCCCUACCGGUUUCCCAACCGACUUUCCCUCUGGCCCUGCUGGACCUGCUCCUACUGGUGGCUUCGGCGGUUUCGGUGGUCAGGGUAGACCUGGCGGUGCUCCUAGCGGCUUCCCUUCCGGAUUCCCCAGCGGGGGUGCUGGUCCUCGGCCCACUAGGUCAGCUGGACCUGCCCCCUCAGGUGGCCCCGAGUCGGGUGCCUUCGGCCGCCGUGCUCGUGAUUUCUUUGGAUUCUAG
Messenger RNA from Neoarthrinium moseri, 774 nucleotides. RefSeq lists its product as uncharacterized. The record is from RefSeq and is a predicted model, not a curated record. The transcript has 3 exons. NCBI's taxonomy places the organism in Eukaryota, Fungi, Ascomycota, Sordariomycetes, Amphisphaeriales, Apiosporaceae. Bases 1 to 774 code for a protein of 257 amino acids.